AUGGCCCCCUCUGAUAUUGUUGAGCGCAUGCAGGCAGCUACCGCUGCUCUGACAAAUAACGAGACCGGUUCUCGGGAGACUCUCCUGAGCCUCAACCGAGAGCUUCUUGCCGAGCUCGAGACUCCUUCCGAAUUUCUCCAGCGCGUCUACUUCGCCACGCACUCCUUGUCCGGAUGCCUGGAGAUCGCUGUCAACACCCAGCUCUUCCAGCAUGUUCGUGAUGCUUGUGAAGGCAUCAGCACGGACGCUCUCGCCGAGAAGACAGGCAUCACUGUUCCCGUUCUCGUGCGCAUCAUGAGGCAUUUCGUUGCCAAUAGCGUUGUCAAGUUCUCAAAGUCCAAGGGGUGGCAGCCAACCGAGCUCUCCAAGGCCCUAGCCGCCGAGAACUAUCAGCACAGUAUCUUAUUUUGCCAGCGAGCUGCCGCCACCUCCUUCAAGGGCUUCCCAGAGCAUUUCAAGUCUGCCGGGUACAAGCCUCCCGGUCUCACUGAUGGGCCGUUCCAGUCUGCUCACAAGACUGAUCUCCCAUUCUUCCACUGGCUUGGUGCUACUCCUCCAUUCGUCGACUACUUUGCUUCUUUCAUGUCUGUGUACCGUGCCGGCCAACUAGACUGGUGGCAGUUCUACCCCGUUGCCGAGAGACUCACCGAGGGAUUUGACAAGGCUGUGAGUGAGCACUUUGUAGUCGAUGUUGGUGGUGGCCGUGGCCACGACCUCACUUCUUUCGCCAAUGGUAUCAAGCCUGCUCCGGGAAAGCUUGCCCUCCAAGACCAGCCCGAUGUCGUUGCCAGUGUUGAGAAGACCGACCUCUUCGAGAUCCAAGCCCAUGAUUUCUACACUCCUCAGCCCGUUAAGGGCGCUCGAGCUUACUUCCUACACUCCAUUCUCCACGACUGGAGCGAUAAGGAUGGAGUCCGAAUCCUGCAGAACCUCAAGACGGCUCUGGCUCCAGGCUACUCGCGCGUCCUCCUCAACGAGAUUGUCUUAUCUGAGGAGAAGCCCUCUGGGCCUGCUACCUCCAUGGAUAUGAUGAUGCUGGGCCACUUCGGCGAAUCUCGUGAGCGCUCUACCGAGGAGUGGGCCGCCAUUGUCACCGAAGCUGGCUUUGAGAUCGCCAACAUCUACUCCCACCCUGCUUCCCCCGAGAGUGUCAUUGAGCUUACUCUCAAGUCUGAAUAA
This is a messenger RNA of Clonostachys rhizophaga, 1179 nucleotides long. The record is from the annotation of a GenBank genome assembly. Lineage: Eukaryota; Fungi; Ascomycota; Sordariomycetes; Hypocreales; Bionectriaceae.